Messenger RNA from Symbiodinium sp. CCMP2592, 1011 nucleotides. NCBI's taxonomy places the organism in Eukaryota, Dinophyceae, Suessiales, Symbiodiniaceae. The record is from the annotation of a GenBank genome assembly.
AUGAUUUUCAUGAUGCUGCUGCUGCUGCUGUUGCUUGGGGUGGUGGUGAUGAUCGAGGGUUGGCAUGGCGUCAUCGUAAUGUAUUGUGGGCUCUGCGUCCUGUCUUUUGCCGUGAUUUCCGUCUCUUGCUUCAGCAAGUGGUAUCAGCAGGUGUUCAAGACCUUGGGCAUCAAGACAGCGCUGAAGCUUGAGGUGUCUCUUCUCACUGCCCAUGUUCCUGCCGAGUCGAUCAUGUUCUGCAAGACUAUCCGGAAGAUCAAGAAGAAAGUCCCCAGAAGUUGCGACACCCUGAAGGAGCCACAGCCUUUGCAGGAUGUGGCAGCGGACUGGUGUGCGCCUGGCAUCCAACAGGCCUGGCCAGUGCCCUGCCAGGCCUUCAACAUGGCUUAUUUGCUCGGCAUGGUGGUGAUCAUGUGCUACCUCCUCGACGUUAUGCUCAUUCUCGCAAGCUUCUUUCUUCUGUACUACUACGUCUCGAGUGAGAGCCACAAGCCCAUCUACAGGUACUGGGCUGCAGUCCUCCAUGCCAUCGGAACUGGUCUCUUUGCCACCGCCUGUGUGAUAUAUACCGUUUUCGGUAUGGGCCGCCUGAAUUCUAUAGGUGGUUCGGGCAUCCGUGGCCUCUUCGAAGCCGCCACAUCGAUAGGGAUGACUCCCGGAUACUUCGCCGUUUGGUUCGGCAUCUUCUGCCAGCUUGCUGCACUGGGCCUCCACACGGCCAUGCAGGUGCGCGGCGAGGAGUCGGAGGAUCAAAAGUUCUACAAGGAGUUACUCAAAGAGCAGCAGCAGUAUGGAGCCGUGGAGGAGCAGAUGCAGGGACAGAGCGUCUCCUCAGCGCACCGCUUCUCCGGCAAUGUGAUGAGCUUCGCACAGACGGACCCUGGCCAUCCAGCUCCGCCGGCCCCAAGUUCUGUCCUGGCUGUGGGGCAGGCUACCGCCCCAAUGCCAAGCCUCCCGAGUCCUAGCAAAGAAGGUCCAGAACAGCCUGUGCCUGGGACGCCUGCAUGGUAG